GAAGUUUCAGUUUCAGCGCUUCCGGAAGCUUUGCCUCUAGCGGAAAUGUUCUAUAACCUUUAACGGAUUUUUAUAACGAGGUAAGCAUGUCUUAGUUUGUCUCGUUAUCGGUCAUCUGGCUGUGCACGUCACCGCGAAGGGGUUGCAAAUCUCAGUAGGCACACAUUCCUCAGCAUAACACCGGCUGGAGCGAGCGUGGAGCGCUGGUCUUGGAACCAGUUUCGGUGCAACACCCAUGGUUUAACCGUGUUCAGGCGCGGCUGGGCGGACCUCCGUGAAGAACACUCUCUGAGAGAAGGAAGCAGGACACCUGAAGGAUGAGCUUAAUACGCAGCCAGCCAGGUCAUCUGCUCACAUUAUGGAGGUGGACGAGGAGAGUGGAGAUGGUUUCUCCAGCCUCCUGCUUUCACUGCAAGACCUUCAGCUCCAUUCCAGCAGACCCAGAUCCCAUAGAAAUCCACAAGAGGAAGCUCUUGCUGUGGUUCAGCCACCUUCCUAAGGAGGAAAAACUGUUUGGAGGUGUCCUCAGUCCAGAGUCCAUGCACGUGGAUCCACUGAUCAUAGAGAGAAAGGAAGACGAGAGAGCAGGACUGCUCCGAUCUCCUUACCAGUCUAAGGCUUACUCUGGCCAUCCAGUGACUGUGGAGCAGCUGUUUGGUGAUAACAACACCCAGGCUGAUGGCCGGGGGCUCAACGUGCUUCUGUAUGGGGCUGUGGGAACGGGCAAGAGUACGGUGGUUCGAAAGCUGGUGCUGGACUGGUGUACUGGGAACAAACUGGGUCGCUUCAAGCUCCUGCUUCCUUUCUCCUGCGAGGAUAUCAGUCAGAUUUCAAAGCCAGCGUCUUUGAGGGAUCUGGUGGGCAGAAAGUACCUCCAUUUGAGAAGACACCCUCUACUUAAUGGGGAGGGAGAACAGGCCAAGGAUGUGCUUUUCCUCUUUAAUGGGAUGGAGAAGAUGCAGUUGGAUUUCCGGAUCGGAUCCUAUGAGCUUUGCAGUGACCCUAAUGAGCCACUUCCUCCAGGCGGUGUUGUGGUCAACCUGCUCAGGAAAUAUUUACUGCCUGAGGCCAGUAUCUUGGUCAGCACCAGGUUGUCGGCUCUGGAUCGUAUCCCACAGAAGUAUGUGAAUCAUUACGUACAGAUCUGUGGUUUCAAUGACCCGGACCGGCAGCGUGCGUACUUCACCAGCCGCCUGCUGCAGCAGAGGGGAGAAACUGCUCAGAACCAAGAAGCCCAAGCUCUCAUAGAGCUGCUCUACCUCAACCUGCAGAGAGAAAGCCAGCUGGCUGCUGCUUGCUAUCUCCCUUCCUACUGCUGGCUCACAUGUGCUACCUUACACUUUCUUCACUUCACCAAUACCCAGGCACCCAUCCGCACACUGACAGGGAUCUACACUAGUUUCCUCCGGCUUAACUUUGGUGGUGAGGUGCUGAGCACGGGAACAGCGACAAAUGAGUCCAUUCAGGAGCAACACGGCUCCCUGAUGAUGUAUGUGGUCUGUACAGUUGGUAAACUUGCAUAUGAUGGAGUAAUGUACAAACGCACAUCAUUCUCAGAGAAGGAACUGGAACAGUGGAUAGGUGGGAAGACCAAGACUGACGAGGAGCUCCAUCUGCUGGCCAUGUUCCAGACUGAUGUCCUAGACUUCUUUUUGGCUCCUUGUGUCGAGAGUCGAAAGUAUAUUCCGAAAGACCUCGGUGAGAAUGGUGAAAGGCGCUAUGUGUUUGCUGUCCCAGCCAUGCAGGAAUACUUAGCCGCUCUGUACGUAGUUUUAGGAGAAAACAAAUCUGCUUUGGAAAAGCUAACCAAGGAGGUCUCGGUGGCCAUUGGUCAGGCGAGUGAAGAUGUCAAUGCCAUUGUCAACAUUUUUUCCAAGUUCAUUCCCCUCCGGAUCUUCGCCAUAUUCAACCUGCUGAAACUUUUUCCAAAGCUGUUUGAGAAAAUAAUCAGUCAGAACAAAGGGAAGAUAGCCAGAACCAUGGCAGCGGAGAUGUUCCGCACUGAGGACAGCUAUAAUGAGGAUGUCUUGGAUCAAGUGGAGCAAAGCCUUUUGGGAGUCCAUGGCCCAAAGCCAAAGCAGUAUGAUGACAGUCAGCCCUUUGAGCUUUACCCCAUCUUCAUGGGUGGACUGUUGCAUUACGGGAAUCGUGUCCUUCUCCAGCAACUAGAUUGCAACAUUCAGAGUGCGACCGUUGCUCAGAUUACCCGUACCCUUAGGAAGUACCUUGUCAGAGAGAUCAGCAAACCUCUGCCUCCAGAAGAGCUGAUGGAUCUGCUAGUCCUUCUGUAUGAGUUUCAGAAUCCCAGACUGACCGAAGAGGUUCUGUUUUCGAUCAGAAGAAUCUGUCUCACUAACAUUCGUAUGACUUCACUCAAAUGCUUCAUACUCAGCUCAGUGCUUUCAUGCACCCCUGCAAGCUAUCGCCUUAAAGAGCUGGACCUGUCCUCCUGUCUCCUGAAUCAUGACAUGCUCCAGAUGUUGUGGCCUGCCUUCAGACACACGCACAGCCUCAAUCUGCAGUUUAACAGCCUGGGUCCUGAGUCCUGCGUCACACUGAGAGACCUGCUUCUGGACCCCAAGAGUUCCAUUAGCUCUCUACAGCUGUGUGACAACCCACUGCUGGACUCUGGCUGCAGCACCCUGCUAGAGGCUCUUCCACACAACCAGUCGCUGAUGCACCUGUCCCUGUUGCACACUGGGCUGGGGGACAGUGGGGCUCUGGAGUUGGCCGAGAGGCUCCAUCAACACACCACGCUCCAGGAGCUCAACGUGGCCUACAACAACAUUGGAGACAGCGCAGCUAUGAUUCUGGUUGAUGCCUGCAGGGAGCAUCCCAGCAUUCACACUUUGCAUUUGUAUCUGAACCCUAUCAGCAAUCUGGGGAAGCAAUCGCUGUCUGUCCGAGGCGUAUCAAAGGCCAGCAGCAACCGGAGGGUCAGGGUUCUGGCGUCUGUCACUGAAGGUUCAGACAUCUCAGAAGACUGGCACCCUAUUCUCAGCGUGAUCCGAGAGAAUGCCUCAACCUGGGAACGCAAACGUGUCAUGCAGCAGCUCGAGAUUUUCCUGAAAGAUCUUGAGUGGGGACGUCAACAACAACCGAGCUUCUGGAAGAGGCUUCACUUCCGUAGAGUCCAGAAACAAGUCCAACACACCUUACAGAUGCUGGAGAAAAAUGUUCUACCUCCCUCCAAAGGAUUCAACAAAUGACACCAUAAAACAGAAACCCUCUUUAUCAGAGUCUCAGGUCUGAGUCUGACUAGUUAAACCUACAGAUGCAUCUUCAAGGCCUUGACUGAUUUUUAGUCCAGAGCAAUAAAUCUUCUAGAGAACAUUUCAGUGUGUUUACCACCAAGAACUGAUCAGAACACAACAGAGAAGUUGGGGGACAUGUUUGUUUGUAACUUUAUUCUAAAUACUGAGUUAAAUGUGUUUAAAGAGCUGGGGUCUCAUUCAUAAAGUUUGCUUACGCACAAAACGGGAUUGGAAAACUGCGUAAGCAAGGAUACAAUUAUGAAUUCCAGCAGCGUUACCACUUCUACCGCUUUGUGCGCACACAGAACAAUGUUUUAUAAAUGAAACCCCUGGUGAGCAAAAAUGAUUUAGAUUUCUUUCUAUGCAAAAACAAGUUUGUCAGUCAAUCUACCUUUGAUGGUGUAUGUGUGUGUGUGUGCGUGUGUGUGUUUAAAACCUCCAAUAUAUCCUUGUGGGUACACUGAAUAUGAUGUACGGAGAUUGAGGACACUGGUGAGCAGGUAUUCUAUUCUUAUCUGAUUUGUGUGUGUGUGUGUGUGUGUUUGACCCUUAAUUUCUUACUCUCUCAGAAACACACAUCCUAUGACCCAAACACAAAAAACCAGUAGGUGACUGCCAGACACAGAACUGGCACGUAAAACAUGAUUGCUCCGACUAGCUCCAUAAAAGUUUGUCAUGUUUUUGUUUAAAUCACAUGAGCAGGUUUUUUGUCUCUAACAAGUUCUUUGUUAAUGUUUUCCAUGUACUUACACACUGUUUUUGAAUGCGGAGCACUCUGAGCUUGUGCUAUAAGCAAAAACGUUUAAUAAAAAUAAAAGCUGUUUUAAGGUUAAUCAAA
Messenger RNA from Nothobranchius furzeri (turquoise killifish), 4092 nucleotides. RefSeq names its product NLR family member X1 (gene nlrx1). Gene Ontology annotation, molecular function: protein binding. Gene Ontology annotation, biological process: negative regulation of canonical NF-kappaB signal transduction. Gene Ontology annotation, cellular component: mitochondrion. The record is from RefSeq and is a predicted model, not a curated record. NCBI's taxonomy places the organism in Eukaryota, Metazoa, Chordata, Actinopteri, Cyprinodontiformes, Nothobranchiidae.